Hyalella azteca is the source of this 1360-nucleotide messenger RNA. RefSeq lists its product as uncharacterized. The transcript has 5 exons. The coding region runs from base 66 to 665 and encodes 199 amino acids. Lineage: Eukaryota; Metazoa; Arthropoda; Malacostraca; Amphipoda; Hyalellidae. The record is from RefSeq and is a predicted model, not a curated record.
UUUAAAUAACUACAAUAAUAUUUACAAUACAAUAAUUUUCCCCAAGCUAUUUGAUAACAAUAGCGAUGACUCGACAAAGCCUAUUUGUGUGUGUGCUGGGCAUGGGCCUCCUGAUGGGGGCUGUGGGGCAGACGCCCGAGCUCGGCUUCUGCGGCGUCUACGAAACGUCGGGGAACUUCAGCGCUGAAUUAAUAGCGCAGAUUGAAAACAGCGAGGCACGCUUUUCGUUCAUUCUCUCAUCAGGCUCGUCUGGGGGCUGUAAAAAACUCCAGCUCUACUCCACGGGCAUCUACUUCUACCAGACAACGGACACGCUUGGCAAUCCUCUGAACGUAUCCAGCACGGUUACUAUGAAACCUCACUCAUCCUCUAGCCCGGCCACCAUAGCUCUUUCUGGACUUCCAUUUACAGAACUAGGAGCUUUGCUGGGCUCGGUAACAUUCAACGUCCUGGUUGCUGAGAAGGAGAAGCUCGUGCUGCUGUCGUGCUACAACGUUGGGCUUAUCCGAUUUCGUCAGCUUCACGUUCUUGUUGCCGAAGAAGUGAGCUCGUCGCUGUCGCCACAUGCAGUGCAGACGGAACUGAUAUCGAUGAAAGUUCCUCUGGCCUCCUCCCUCAAACAGCUGCCUCGGAGCUGUUUCAGUAGUUUUAGUAAAAGCAAAUGAUUAUGAACGAUUUUCUAACUUUUCGCGCCCCCGACAUUUCUAUGCUCGUUUAGUUAAUUAAAUAAGGACAUAAAAUAAUUAUAUUUUCUCAAUAUAUACAAUAAUAAAUUUGAUGACUUAGCAACUUCAACACUCCGUAGCGUUCUCGCGCUUCACUUCAUGCAAUGACUUCAUUGUUCACUUUAACUUGUAGCGGAUGAGCACCGAGCAUUAACUGUCCACUGUUCAAUACCUCCAGAAGGAUAGAGCUGCAAUCUGCAAAUUAUUUUAUCUUUUGAUAAUUAUUGGUAUAUUUUUAAAUUAACUUCGGUCUACUUCUCAGUGCCCGACAUUUCAUGUCUGCAGAUUCGUGUUGUACAAACCAUGUUAGACUUGCUACGUCGCAAUUAAAUACAAAUUUGCUGUGAUGUUCAAGAUGUUCGCACUGUGCUAAUCCUAAGUUAUGCGUAAUAAUUUUAACAGCCCAUGUUAAGGCUGCAGACAACCCCGAGGAUGCAAUAAAAAUAUUUCGGAAUCAGGGUACCGAAUUUUGUUUAAAUCCGAGCAUGUUAACCCACGACGGAAAUCACUGCAAGAAAGAUCCGACGUUCUAACAUUACCGAUCGCUUAGAUUCGUGCCUUCCAAAUGUCAGCCUAAAUCGUUGAUAGCCUAGGGUCAAUUACCCCUUAUUUAUUUAUAUUUAUAUUAUUUAUUA